Messenger RNA from Periconia digitata, 669 nucleotides. Lineage: Eukaryota; Fungi; Ascomycota; Dothideomycetes; Pleosporales; Periconiaceae. The record is from the annotation of a GenBank genome assembly.
AUGGCUUUACCACGUGCAGCUAUACGCAUAACUUCUCAAUCCGCUAUAUCAGGGAGUACGAGAGCAAUUUUGUCUCCCUGCCGCAAUCUCAUCGCGUACACACGCACCCCUCAAAGCUCCCCACCAGCAUACCAGCCCUUCUCUACAUCCCAAUCCCUCCAAAAGAAAGCUGGAAAAGCCAAUAAAGCUCAAGCGCGCUCCGAUUCAUCGCCUCCCGUAGGCAAACGCGGCGCGCCUACCUCUGUCGAUACCGCUUUCGACCUCUCGCACCUCGAAUCCCAAAUCCUCAAAGCGAUCGAAAAGCUGACCCAUGAUCUCUCCCAAUUGCGUGCGGGUGGGCGGUUGAACCCGGAGGUGGUAGAGGGCUUGAAGGUACAAUUGGGUGUCGCAGGGAAAGAAGGCACAGGCAAGGAAACUGUGCGAUUAGGUGAUCUCGCACAGGUGGUACCUCGCGGGAGAGUACUGAAUGUUAUCUGCGGAGAGGCUGAGGUAUGCUAAAAUACCACCUGCCUCCCCCUCCUCUCUACACAGGUUGGAGGCAAGGUUAGCAUACGAAGAAGUUAGCUUGCUAAUGUCUGACUGCCAGCACAUCAAACCUAUUUCGAGCGCUAUCGCAUCAUCGCCACACUCCCUCACUCCACUCGCCCCCGAAUCCUCGAAUCCCCUUAC